This is a messenger RNA of Lathyrus oleraceus (garden pea), 1539 nucleotides long. RefSeq lists its product as uncharacterized. The coding region runs from base 1 to 1539 and encodes 512 amino acids. Lineage: Eukaryota; Viridiplantae; Streptophyta; Magnoliopsida; Fabales; Fabaceae. The transcript has 4 exons. The record is from RefSeq and is a predicted model, not a curated record.
AUGGCUGAGAACAAAAGACAAGCGGACCUCGAAGCCGAGAUAACAAACAUGGCUAACAAAGCCACAUAUGGUGAAAUCUGUAAUACAGGACCAAGGGAGUUCUUUAAACCAAAACCCCCUGACGAACAAGUACCUGUGGAACCAACAGAACAGAGGUUGGACGCCAUUUACGACAAAGAGCCUCUGGGAUUUGAAAAAGAUCCAGUGACGUCAAGUGCAAAGAUCUUAGCGCAAGAUCCUCUCGAGGAGAUUGAUCUCGGAGAUGGAAGUGCAAAAAGAAUUACCUACAUCAGCGCUAAACUGGACCCCAAGUUAAAAGUGAGAGUUAUUGAAUUACUAAGGAAGAACAAAGAUUGCUUCGCUUGGGAUUACGACGAGAUGCCUGGUUUGAAGAGGGACUUGGUCAAAUUAAAGUUUCCUAUAAAGGAUGGCAAGAAGCCCAUCAAGACCACAAGGUAUGUCGAUUGGAUUGCUAAUAUUGUCCCUGUUAUCAAGAAAAAUGGCUUUUUGCGAGUAUGUAUAGAUUUUCGUGAUCUAAAUGCAGCAACCCCUAAGGAUGAGUAUCCAAUGUCUGUGGCAGAUAUGUUGGUUGACUCAGCCGUAGGCUAUGAAUAUCUCAGCAUGCUUGAUGGAUAUUCUGGCUAUAACCAGAUUUUCAUUGCAGAAGAAGAUGUUUCUAAAACAGCUUUUCGAUGUCCAGGGGCAAUAGGCACUUAUGAGUGGAUAGUUAUGCCUUUUGGCCUAAAAAACGCUGAGGCAACAUACCAGCGAGCAAUGAAUUCUAUAUUUCAUAAUUAUAUAGAGACAUUCAUGCAAGCUGGAGAUUUUCUGGGCUUUGUGGUCCACAAAAAGGGGAUAGAAAUCAAUCAGAACAAGACGAAGCCUAUUAUUGAGACCAAAGCACCAUCAACCAAAAAGGAAUUGCAGUCAUUAUUAGGAAAGAUAAACUUCCUAAGAAGAUUCAUCUCGAAUUUAAGUGGUCGAACUCAAGCCUUCUCUCCCCUUCUGCGCCUGAAACAGGGGAAGUUCGAAUGGAAUGACGAACAUCAAAAGGCAUUCGACAAGAUCAAACAUUAUCUGACAAAUCCUCUUAUAUUGACACCACCAUGUGGAAAGAAGCCUAUGAGACUGUUACUCAAAAAAUUUGAAUACGUCGACAUUAAACAUGUCCCUAGAAUAAAAAACCAAGAGGCUAACGACUUAGCACAAAUAGCCUCAGGGUAUAGAAUUUCAAAAGAGAAGCUAGGAGAACUUGUCGAAGUAAGAGGAAAGGCAAUGGCUGCCAGAUUAUCUCCGACAGAUUUGGAAAGCACCCAGUUAGGAUAUAGUAACAAAGAGGAGUUUGAAGUAUUGGCCAUUGAUACCUUGAUAGAUACAGAUUGGAGGAAUCCAAUUAUUAAUUAUCUCAAGGACCCUUCGACAGACACAGAAAGAAAAACCAAGUAUAGGGCUUUGUCUUAUGUAUUGAUAGGGAAUGAAUUAUUCAAGAAAACCCCUGAAGGGAUCCUGUUGAAAUGCUUAGGAGAAAGCGAAGCUUAG